Dreissena polymorpha is the source of this 717-nucleotide messenger RNA. RefSeq lists its product as uncharacterized. NCBI's taxonomy places the organism in Eukaryota, Metazoa, Mollusca, Bivalvia, Myida, Dreissenidae. The transcript is spliced from 6 exons. Bases 127 to 648 code for a protein of 173 amino acids. The record is from RefSeq and is a predicted model, not a curated record.
GAGAUAAGGUGAAUUAGGUUUCCGCUUUUGACCGGCCUACAUACGGACACGUGUCAAACAAGCCGACAUAUAAACAGAGACCGACGCUGCUUUGCCUUAGAUACAUUGGUAGUUUCAACGUGUGCUAUGAAGGUACUCAUUUCCUCCGCGUUUUUCCUCGGCCUUGUGGCACUGGGCUCAACCCAUCUCUGUCUUGUGUUCCCGCAACAGCGUGGAAAUGUCACGGGACUUGAUGCAGCUGCUGCUCCUGACUGCUAUCGUGUAACAGGGCCAUGCGGCGGUAUGGAUACGGCAGGACAUGUCAGGACCGUUUUCCAAGAGGGCGAUAUGGUCAGUAUCACUUAUCAGAAGAACGCUGGUCACUGGGUUGCCGCCACUCCGUUACAGGGUUACUUCGCAAUAAGCCUGAUCAAGCUCAGUAACCACGGCGGAACACUGAGUGCGCCACAAGAGUUGAAGAGGAGAGAGGAUAAGAACGAGCCCAACCUUACCAUCUUCUCUGACGCUGUCCAGCUUCCGGCAGGUGUACAUGGACAUCACAUUAUUCAGGUGACCUACGUUACGAACAACCCAGCUGCACCAGCCGUCUUCUACCAGUGUGCUGACGUCACAAUCAACACCAGAACCGGUGGUGGCGUCGUCGGCUGAUGCUGAAAGCACUUCGUCUGCUUACUUGUAACAUGCAAUUGUCCUUGAUAAUAUAUUUAUCAAACACCA